GGCGCUCAAUGGCACCCGGUGAAGAACAAUCUCACCCGAAGUUGAGAGAAAGUGAGCCAGGCUCAGAAAAGUCACAGGAGGUGUGCAGCGGUCGUGAUUUGAUGACAGAGGUCAGGGCAGCUCCGUCAACAUUAAAGGAUGAUAUUGCACCCGGUGAAGAACAAUCUCACCCGAAGUUGAGAGGAAGUGAGCCAGGCUCAGAAAAGUCACAGGAGGUGUGCAGCGGUCGUGAUUUGAUGACAGAGGUCAGGGCAGCUCCGUCAACAUUAAAGGAUGACAUUUCACAGGAGGUGUGCAGCGGUCGUGAUUUGAUGACAGAGGUCAGGGCAGCUCCGUCAACAUUGAAGGAUGACAUUUGCCACCAUAGUGUUACCUGCUCACUUGUCAGCUGUUUGGACCAUUGUGAAGAUUGCACAGGACCUGUCUCCAGUCUAAAAUGGCUUGGUCUCACAUGCAAAUUGUGUUCAAGAUCCUGGCACAAAUCCUGCUUUUUCAAGAAGAAUCAGUCGCUGGAUGUUAUACCCGAUGAGAUUGUUUCUGACUCUGCAAGUAGUGAUGGCUGUUCCUCUGGUGAUCUCUACAUAGCUGACACUGCACCAAGGUCUGAUGGAUCCAACUCUGAUGAAGAUGUUGUAACUGACACUGAACUAUUUAGUGAUAGUGAGGAUCUAAACCUACCACAUCGCAAGAGUGGACCAGUUGACUCACUUUCUUCCCAGGAAAGGACAAAGACAGUCCUGCAACCUAUAUCCUGCAUGGAACAGGAGGACAGGAUGCUUCCAACUCUGGCAGAGUUGGCAUUGAUGAUGACUUCAUACCUGAUAGUGAACCCUGUUCUGAUGUUGAUGAUCCUACUACAAGUAAUACCCAGACUCUUCCAAGAAGUACAACAGAGUCUUUUCUACUGA
Molecule: messenger RNA, 908 nt
Organism: Epinephelus fuscoguttatus (brown-marbled grouper)
Lineage: Eukaryota; Metazoa; Chordata; Actinopteri; Perciformes; Serranidae
Exons: 9
Coding region: 9-908 (299 amino acids)
Source: RefSeq, a predicted model, not a curated record